AUGGAUGGAUGUUUCCAACAAGGACACGGAACGCGCAGAUUUGUCGGCGCCCACGUGGUGUCGACGCUUCUACUUGCCUUCGUUCUACUCUGCGCUGAGCCGACCUCUGCGCUGAUUCCAUAUGAACCGUCGUACCUGCUCUACAGUCUCGACCAUAAUGGCUCUUUUGUAUAUCUUUUGCAUUCGAGGGGAUCUAGCCAGAAUGUCACCACGGAACUCCUGGCCUUGAACGUGUCGGAAGUCGUCGACGCCGCGGAACCGCAGUAUUCGACACUGACAAGCUCGUUACCCUUCCAGCACCAUGAAAACGGUUCAGCUUAUGUACCUACCAUUGACGCCGCUGGCGUGAUCAAGGUAUUCGCAGGUAGCUGUCGGGACACUCUGGACCAAGGCGCGAUAUGGCAGUUCACACCCAAAGCGAACGACUCCGCGGGCAAUGGCACCUGGGAACAGCUGGCCAUAGAUAGCUCCGCAACUCAGUCCGGUGUCGCUGUGGAUAGGCCUAAUUUCCUUUCGGCGGGUUUUGCAUAUGCGCCCACCAAUACGUCUGACCGUUCCAUCUAUGCAUUCGGCGGCAUGUGCCCGUUCACGAAUGCUACAAACCAAACCUGGAUGGCCGCUGCAAAUUAUUCCCAGUCGAUGAUCGUUCUAAAUCCUCAUACUUCCGGGGAUACUGUGUCUUAUGACGCCUCUACAACUGGCAGCCGCGCCCCUCCAGUCGCGGAGGCCGGGUUUACGAUCACACCCCUGCAGGCGUCCUAUGCAUAUUCCUCCACCGGAGAGCCGCGCAAGCAGCAAGAUUUUCUCCUGAUUGGAGGCCAGACCCGGGACGCCUUCAUAAACAUGUCGCAGCUGGCCGUCUUUUCUCUCCCGCAGAAUAGCUGGAGUUUUGUGAACGUGAUGACUGCACCGACCACGCUCAAAACAGAACUUGCCGUACGGGAAGUCAACGUGGUGGAGCCAAGAUCAGGGCAUACAGCAGUCCUGUCUCCAGACGGUAGCAAAAUCAUCGUCUACGGAGGCUGGGUAGGGAACACGAGUGUCGCAGCUCAACCGCAGCUAGCUAUCCUGGAGCUCGAAGCUGACUACGAAGAAUGGACCUGGAGGAUACCAUCGAUUACAAGUUCUGGAAUCGGAGAAGCAGCGGGAAUAUACGGACAUGGUGCCACAAUGCUUCCUGGAGGAGUGAUGAUGAUCGCAGGAGGACAACCCAUUCCGCAUCUAUCUUCCAAACUCUCUUCCAGGAGCUCUCUAGACAACUCGCAGGUCUACCUGUACAAUGUCACAUCGGGGCAUUGGGUAUCAACCUAUGAGAAUCCUUACUCACGAAAAGACAACGUAUCUGAUUCUGGCACCUCGAAUUCGCGCACAAAGACUGGGCUUGGAGUCGGUCUGGGUCUGGGGAUCCCCGCGGUGAUUUGUUUAGCAGUGUCCCUUUUCUUCUAUAGCCGCAGGCGCUACGAGCGUCGCUCACGGGAUCAAGAGCUACGGAACUUGGCUCUUGGCGCACAAAGAGCUCAUUUCUGGGGCGGCGAGGGCCCAAAUAUGGCGAGCAGCAUACGCAGGCCCUUUUCGGGGGAGAUGGAAGAGAUUGCCGAUUGGAAAAGUAAGCGCGGAUCUGGGCAGUCGUCUGUCUGGCAUGAUAAGGCAGGAGGGACGAUCGCGGAGAGCACUGGCUUGCUUGGGGAAGCAUUGAGUCCCACCAAGACCAACCUGUCUGGCCCAACAGCGAGAUUGUACCGGCCACCAACUCAAUACAGCGAGUUUCGCAGAAGCGAUGCCACCGGAGAGAUCCAUCCAAUCGACGAGCGCGAAGAAGACGAGGCAAAGAACGCCGGAAUGAUCAUGACGCAGGAGACAUACGACCAACCAAGAGGAUCAGCCUUUCUACCGCCCUUAGGCGUCAACAUUGGCUACUCAGCCGUCCCCCUCGUCCCCCCCGAGUUCAUUGCCGGAAUUGGCAUCGAUCAAGAUGGUGGCCCCGCCUCGCCAGACAAAGGAGACCGGACUUCAUCCAACCUGUCCGAUUCAUCGACUACUUCCGCGAAGUCCACCAUGCAAGCCCGUGCGCUCAAUCUCCCGCAUCUCUCCUCCUCCAAUCAGUCGAUAAGCGGACGACAAAUCCCCCUGAAGUCCACCGAAGCAGCUUCUGCCAGCCGAGAAAUCCCGCGCAGCCGGCCGAACAGCAUGGCGCUAUCCUUCGUGGAACAAUGCUAUACCUCGGAUUCCUACUCGACUGCGCAGACCUCGGUGUCUCAACGUCACUCCGAAGGCGAACACCUCCUCCAACAUCACCAACACUCCCAGAGCCUCGAAGAGCCUACCUCCCCACUUGCUCAAACGCUCGAUCUCUUCCCGAUGCCCGAUAGCAAACCCACCGCCUUGCCCACUAUAGGCAGGCCUCGAACCUCCGACUGGAUCGGCAACAACGUCCGCCGCGUCCUCUCUCUCACUCGACGUCGACCACCGACGGCAGACUUCGCCGAACCCCCCGGUGCGUUCACCUCAAUCGCCUCCGGCAUUGACAUCAACCUCGACCGACGAAGCACCGUCGUCGGCAACGGUAGCAGCAGCAGCAGCCGCCCGUCUCCUGUGACCCACCUGGCUGCCGGAUACGGGAACACACGGAUUCCGCGCCGCUCCGUCAGCGCCUCCGCCGAGCUCUUCCGUCGCAAACAGGGGGCCCGGGACUGGGGAGCCGGGAUGCGAAGCUCGGUCGCUGGCCCUUCGUGGCGCGACGACAUGGGGAUCGGUGACGAGCGUGCCGGCUUGUAUUCCGAUGGCCUGCGCCGGUAUGCGGAUGCCGACGGCGAAGAGGACGGGGACGACGACUGGGAUGUCGAGGGUGCGGCGGAGGGCCGACGGGUCCAAGUGACCUUCACGGUGCCGAAGGAGAAGUUGCGAGUCGUGAACGCUACGGCGGGGGAGUUGGAUGGGGUUUCGGAGAGGUCCGUCAGUGGUGGGAUUCUUCCUCGCAUGGUCCGCGAGAUUUGA
Aspergillus brunneoviolaceus CBS 621.78 is the source of this 2994-nucleotide messenger RNA. RefSeq lists its product as uncharacterized. Gene Ontology annotation, molecular function: protein binding. The coding region runs from base 1 to 2994 and encodes 997 amino acids. The record is from RefSeq and is a predicted model, not a curated record. The transcript is spliced from 2 exons. Lineage: Eukaryota; Fungi; Ascomycota; Eurotiomycetes; Eurotiales; Aspergillaceae.